GCUAUUUUGUAUAAAGACAGGCUAUGUAAAAAAAGUACGUGAAGCAUGACUUCAAAUCUCGGCUUUGAACUACAGAAAACUUCUUUUACUGUUAUAUGAACUAUGUAGGUGUAAGUACUUAUAUGUAUAGGUGCUUCGAUUUUUUCAACGAGUUACACAAAUUGUAAACAAAACAAACGACUGAGGAUUUUACGUCAAGUACCUGUUACUUUGCUUAAUUUUCAUUCUUGAUCUCGUACACAUAUUGUGUGAGUUCACAAAAAUUUUCACUGAGAAAUCUAAUCAUCGUUACAAUGAUAUUUCCUGUCGAAAUUUGGGAAAAAAUUUUACAUAAAACAGAGGCUCUGUCACUCACACGUUUGCGUUCUGUCAACGGUACAUUUAAUGCUAUAAUCACAAAACAUCUACAGAAAUCAGACGCUUGGUACAGGCAAUGUGAAAAAGAUAUUCCAAAAAUGUAUUGGUUUCUGCUGCUGGAAAAUUCGUUUCACGCAGUCACCCUCGAAAAACAAUUUAAGGAUAAAAAAGAGUACGACCGCUAUGAUUUCAAAAUAUGGGUGACACUGUACAGAGCUUGGACUAAAUGGAAGAACGUUCAAAGUUACGAUAAAUACAUUACAGAGGACUUCAGUCCUAUACCAGAGCACAGGCUUUCAGAAAGAAUCACUUGUUGUUCUACAUUAGGUGAAUUGGUCGCUGUUGGCUCCAGCGAAGGAUAUGUUAGAGUAUAUAAUUUGCGGACACAUGAACUGGUAUUUUUAGUUGAUCAGUAUGAUCAUGCAGAGUCUGUUAAAUUAUGGGUUCAAGGCAAAAAUUAUGAUAACAUAAUUUUAAUUGUAACUUCAGUUUAUAAAACUGUUAGAAUAUGGGAUAUAGUUCAGCAAAAUACGUUAAUAAGCAAAAGACCUGGCCUUGUAAUGUGUGCCGGCCACUCUUAUUAUUGUAUAGGCUUACAAGGUAAGACCAUUCUUGCACGCAAUGUUGCGUCUGAAAAAAACUUUUCUGUGACGUUGGUCAUGAAUUAUUACAACUCAAAGUCAAACAUACCCACGAUUCAAUGCGCUUCUAAUAACGUAUAUCCUAUUAACAUGACAAUAAACAUGAAUGAGCUGUGCUGUUUGUACAAUAACGGUCUUUAUUGCGAAAUCGACUUACAAAAAGUUUGUGAAAGUAAUUCUUUUUACGAACCACAAAUAACGUACCUGGGAGCGCCAAAAAAUCAAAAUAUUCGUAGCUAUCAUUUGUUUAAUCCUCAUGUGGCAUUUUGCAUUACAGACAGAGGCCAUUUAGGUAUAUCAGUGUAUAAAAGUGAAUGGCAAAUGUACAAUGUCUUUCCAUUUUUAGAAGGUUCUAUUUCAGCAAUACUUUUUCACGUAUCUUUAUUAGUAAUAGGAUUAGAUUAUGGUACCGUGUGUUUAUAUUCCGUCAAAGAUCCACGGGGACUGAGGGAAAUUAAUUUCAAAAAAUCAAAAAAAAUUUCUAUCGCCAAUGAACCAAUAGUUUCUAUAAAUAUUUUGGAAAUAUACGGAGAUCAAAGACUAUUAGUUACAACAAAACAGACAGUGUACAAUAUUAAGUUAGAUUAUGAAUAAACGAAAUAUCUUAUUUUUUAUCAUUGUUAACAUUAGAAAAAUAAUUAUUAUAAAGUGAUGUACAAAUAGUUAAAUUAAAACACAAUCAAAUGAAAACAGAU
Copidosoma floridanum is the source of this 1693-nucleotide messenger RNA. RefSeq lists its product as uncharacterized. Lineage: Eukaryota; Metazoa; Arthropoda; Insecta; Hymenoptera; Encyrtidae. The record is from RefSeq and is a predicted model, not a curated record. Gene Ontology annotation, molecular function: protein binding.